Molecule: messenger RNA, 798 nt
Organism: Stylonychia lemnae
Lineage: Eukaryota; Ciliophora; Spirotrichea; Sporadotrichida; Oxytrichidae
Source: the annotation of a GenBank genome assembly
AUGAAGUAACUCUUCUCGUAAGCUACUCUAGCCAUAGCACUCCUUCUUAACUUGACCAAUGCUUGGGAUUAUACUAAAAAUGGUACUGAUUGGACCGACGGUAUCUGCAGCGAUGAAACCAAGGUUCAAUCUCCAAGAGACAUGUACCACAACGGCACAGAUUGGUACACAGGAUUGAAGACAUAGUUUGUCUUCCUCCCUUAUAAUUUGACUGCAGUAAAGCCAACUAAGAUGGAAUUCGAAAACCUUAUAUAUACUGUAUAUGGGAAUUUCGGUAGAUUAUAUGCCAAAGAGCCUGCAAACAAUGACUUAACUAAGAUUGUUAAGUGGGAUGCAAUGUAUAUGAGAUUCCAUUACCCAGCUGAGCAUUUGGUUCAAAGUGCCUAAUAUGAUCUCGAAAUGCAAGUCUACAUUAAUGAUACAGCUUCAAUGAGUCAAGGCUGUUUGAGUGGUUAUGGUGCUAUCGCUGUACUUUUCAAAGUUGGUCUUAAUGACAAUCCAUUCUUUGACUGGCUUACUAAAACAGGAGAUGAUCAGUAGAUUGAUUUGAGCACUAUUUUCACACCUAAUACACCUUUAAAUAACUAUAUCAGCGGCUAUGUUGGGACUGAUACCAUUCCUCCUUGCACAAGAUUUGUAUGCUGGUAUGUAAUUGAGACUCCUAUGGAAAUAAGUUAAAAGCAAUUAGACAUGUUUAAGACCAAGGAUACUCCUUACAAUGCCAGAAAGGCUCAGUAAGGCAAAGAUUUAACUCAAAGACAACUUCUCAAUGCUCAAGGCUUGAAUGUUAAGGCUUGA